Molecule: messenger RNA, 5518 nt
Organism: Egretta garzetta (little egret)
Lineage: Eukaryota; Metazoa; Chordata; Aves; Pelecaniformes; Ardeidae
Gene: HDIP1
Product: chromosome unknown C16orf87 homolog
Exons: 4
Source: RefSeq, a predicted model, not a curated record
UCAACUUCGGUCUUUUUUCCAAUCGAGGUUCCUGUUGCAUGUAAAUCAUGUCCCUGUGGCUACAUAUUUAUUAGUCGAAAACUCUUGCAUGCUAAACGGUCUGAGAGAUCACCACCCAUCACAGAAAACAAGAGUGAGGCCAAAAGAAGACGGACAGAGAGAGUUAAGCGAGAGAAGAUAAAUUCUGCAGUAAAUAAAGACUUAGAAAACCGAAAAAGAUCCAGGUCUAACAGCCAUUCAGAUCAUAGCAGACGAGGAAGAGGAAGACCGAAGAGUGCCUCAGCCAAAAAGCACGAGGAAGAAAGAGAGAAACAAGAAAAAGAAGUUGACAUGUAUGCUAACCUUUCAGAUGAAAAGGCCUUCGUAUUUUCAGUGGCCUUGGCGGAAAUAAACAGAAAAAUUAUCAAUCAAAGACUUAUUCUGUAAUUUGUAAGCACAAUCUGGUGCAUUUAUAUGCAGAAUGGCUAGCAUAUUUCCAAGGUGUCGUGGACUCUCGGAAACUGUGUUGUCUGCACCGACAAGGACCAUAGUAUUUCCUGUUAAAAAUACUGCUGCUGUUCUUGGAAAUCGAAUUCUGUCUCUACAAGUCAGAAAGAAAGUGUUCACAAGAUUGUGCUAUGAAAAAUCAGAAAGCAAAUAUGUUUUACACCUUGAAGACAAAUGCUAGACAAAUGCACAGAGAGACUGCACCCAUUCCAGAGCACUUCUUUUAAAUUUGCUGCCAGAAAUGCAAUAUUUUAAAUAUUUUCAGAAAUAAAUGAUUUUCCUUUAAAACUAUAUAUUUCAGAUUUUUCAGCUAUAUUGCAGUUUACGUAUGUACAGUUCACAUAACUUUUUAAUAAAUUGAUAUUCCAAUAUUUUAUUGAACUGGGAAUUAAGUACAUUUGUGAUAUUUAGGGUGUGUUGGUCUUAAUCCUCUUAGAAAUCUGGUAUUCAUCCUAGGGGUGACUUCAGAUUUGCAUUUUUUUUAAUAGGUGUGAUAUAAUUCCUAUAGGAAGAAAAUUAAAGUGAUUUCAUUUGGGGGGAUUAUUCUGCUUGACAACUUGAUAUUGUUCAUGAAUUCUCUCUAGAAAAUGAUUGCCUGUUACAGAGUUGUUUUUUAAAAAUUGUAUAUACUUUUUGGGGUCAGACUCCUGAAGUUUGAGAGCCAAGCGCUUGUUUUGUAACCACUGUUUGCUGUGUCUCUGCCUUGUCCAGAUGGUAAGUACUCCUCCUAUACUCUUUCUUGGACCAUCACUUACUGGAGGGGGAGAGAAGCAGCCAUCAGACAUGUAGAUCUGCAGCUAGCAUCUUCUUGCUGGUAUUUCCAAAAGAUGAGGAUAUGCUAGUUCCUUUUACUCUCAUCAGCUUUUUUUUGUCUGUCUUUUGAAAGUGUAAUUCUUAGUGGUAUUGUCUUCAGACUGUUGACUGUAAAUACCAAAGCAAAGGUCUACAUGAGUGUGCAAGAAUUAGCUGUUUUGGUAGAAAUAGGUUUGGGGAAAACAUUCAACAAAGUCAUCUUUGUUAAAGUGAUAUAGUGCAAUUUGAGCCAAAACUCUAAGAUUAGUAAAUAUAUGGGGGUUUUGCCUUACAGCACACCACCCCCCACCCCCCCAAAAAAAAACCCCAAACCAGUUCAAGCCCUGUAAAAUCCUGAGGGAGGAGAUGUAGAAGGCAAUUGCAUUCAUAAAAUAUGACAUAGGAGCUUUUUGUCAUUUUUCAUUCACUCUUUUCUAAGAAGCGGAAUACAAAUAAAUGUCUUGAUUUUUCUUUAGUGUUACUCAUGCUUUUCAGUAUUACAUUACUUUAAUAGUGAGACUUGCAUAAUGAGAUUCUGUUACAGAACUGAUCUCUGGGUGGAAGCAGAGAUUUUUAUUAAUGUAGACAAUCAAAUACUGACUGCUAAUUAGUUACUGGUUAAAGGAAGGAGCUGUGAUAGUUUUGAGUUGAACCACAAGUGACUGAUCAGAUGCAAAUUCUGUAAGCAGAAGCAGGAAAUCUGGAAAGCGAUUUUUAAUUCUUAACUCCUAAGGAGUAAUUUGUGUCUUUUCUAACGCUGAGAGGGAUGGGUGCGGAAAUGCGCUUGAACCACUAAUCUACAUUUGUCUUUAUUCCAGUAAAUGAGGAAUAGCAAACACGAGACCCACUUCCCUACAUGAUGUAGACUUCUGCUUUCCAGAACCGUAGCCUGUCACAGAUACCAGUAGUAAGGACAGAUGAGUAACUGUUAAGGAUAGAGCAUGUAUUUGUGUGGUAAGUUAUUAAAGUCAGAAUGACAAAAGGGAAGUUCUAAUUUUGAAAACUUAAGAUGAUCAGGCUUGUGUUGAUUCAGUUGCUAGAAUGAGAUCUAAUGUGUUAAGAAGGUACAAAGGGAACUACUAAUGCAGUCUGUUUGGUGCUCUAACCUGCAUUCCUACAGGUAUCUCUUUCUUUCUGCUCCUAUACAUGGAAUUAAAGUUAUCUUCAGAGGACUGAAGUUAAUGGUGUUAGAUGUGACAAAUUUUAACUUACGACUUUAACAUUUAGAUUGGUUUCUUCUCUGACAAGUACUGAAAAAUACAUUUGUACUUAUCAAAAGCGCAAGGCUGUUUUUCUCCUUCAUUGGUGGAGACUCUCUUGAAACAGUGUUUGAGUUCCAUUUCUGUACGUCUUCCCUUUUGUCUCUUCUGUCAGCUCUUCCCCACUUGUGGUCAUGCUACUUUUCCUUCCCCUGCUGGCUUCCAGUUUCUUUGAGAAAGCUGUGAUGGAAGCAGGUGGCCUUGAAAAUAUCCUAGGGAAGAGAGUGCUGCUUUGCCAGUGGGUUUUGAAAAGCAAGAGUCUUGACUUUCUCUUCCCACCAACCAGAAACAAACCAUUCUUUCCUAUAUAGACAGGACACUUCAGCAUCUUCCAAAAGCCCUGGUAACUCAGUGGUUGUGGUAAGCUAAGAUACAGAUUUCUUGGAAUACAUUCAGUGACUGAACUGGAAAGCGUCUGCAUUGUAUGAAAUAGGCGUCAACACAAUGGCAUCUCAAGAGCUCUUUCUACGUUAGAGAUGAUCAAUGGAUGAAACACUGUGGCAAAUCAUUCUAGAUUAUAGUUAUAAAAUGUAUUGGAUCUCAGUCUAUGAAAGUAAAAUAAAGUCAGUGACAGCUAAAUGAUGAGAGAGUAAAAUUCUAAGUACUGCAGCUCUGACUUGGAAACUGUAGUUUCCAAGAAGCAAGAAUAAAUGCAUAACACUUCAGGAAGUUGCUUAUGCGAAACUUUUUUUUUUGACUCUUUAGUUCCAGUAUAAAAUCUUUAGGCCCUGCCUUUGAAUGUCUUUAUGGUUCAGUCUAACUUAAUUUGUUUCUUGUACCACAAGACCUCACACAGAAUAAUAAUAAUCUUUCAGAAAAAGUAAAUUUGACUUCAGGUUUUUUAGUUAACUUGAAAGAAGACCAAUUAUAUAACUGUCACAAAAAUACGACUCCACCUCUAUACUGCAGCUACAUGUUGACUUGCCGGACUAGAUAAACUUAAUGUUGUAAAAUGAAUAGUAGUUUAGGAUCAUAUGGGAGAACUGCCUGUUUAUAAACCACCAUCUAGCAAUCUUUGCUUUCUGCCACUUCUUUUCCCUUUUUUUCAGAAGAACUGUUUCCAGUGGUUAUAUGUCUGUGUAAUAGCAUGUUAGACCAUUAAGCAGAUUCAAGAUUCAGAUCCUGGCUUGAGAUUUCUCUGCAUUUACUCUGUUCUGUUACUAGAUGGCAGCCUUAUUCUAGAUUAUGUCUAAUGAGGUGUUCUUACUAUUCAUACUAGGAAGAGCAUAGUUUUUGGUGAAAGUACACUGGAAGAUUAUUUUUCUUUAGAAUAUCACUUGCACGUAUCUAACUUGGGAGCCUAAAAUCCUGCUGAUGGGUGUUACUGGCUAUCUGCACUGAAAGUAGAUGGCUUCAUCAGUUGUGGGAUGUUAGCUCUUGAGCCUUAAAAAUUGGUAGAGAUGAAUAAUUUGUCAAGACUGAAUAACUCUGAACUUUCAGUUGGCAAUUUAAUAAAAAAUGGCUUAAGGAAACUUUUUUUUUCUGCAGCUCCCCUGGAAGUCCUGUAUUUUUUUUGUUUUUAAGUUUUCUUUGGUCAAAUUUUACAAACAUCUCUAGUUUUCUUGUUAUUUUCACUCUAAUACUGUUGCAAUUGAUUUUAAAAAGUUGAAAAUGGGGCAAGGUAUUGGGGAAUACUUUGCAGAUUAUCAUCACCCUGUGGUUGGGCAGCAGGAUUUACAGAGAGGGAGACUAGAAUUGAGAUAUUUGCUUCAAUUAUCAGGUCCUAAACACAGUCUUUGGGUUGGUUUUACUUAGUGCCUUUUAAUUUUUUUGAGUUUUUGUAGGUUUGGGGGUGGGGUUUUUUUUGGGUGAAACAGUGAUCCAUGUAGGUUACUAGCAGCGCUGUGUCUUCCUUGUAUCUUGGACUGUACUAUUGAGGAUGCUUAGUGUCUUAAUGCCAAACAGGACACGGUGCUCGACUUCUGUAAGAUGCUGAUAACCUUUAAGGUAUUGCUAACCUGUGAUUAAACAAUGUAACCAGAACGCUGUCUUAAACCACUGUUCUGUUUAAGGUUUUCUGAGUUGCUGUUCUGCAGAAUAUGAUUCCUCUGCAUACAUGAACAUAUGCAGGUAUUGCCAAUGUCCUAUUUUGUAUCUCUAGGUGCAUCUAUGCAAGUGUUCUUGUUCGGAUUUGGAGCAUGUGUUUGAAGAAACUUCCCGACAGUCUUUACUUCCAGUGCUUAUGUUUGCAUCGUGGAAUGGUUUUGGGCAGGAAGGAAUUAGAUUCCUUUUACAAAAAAACUGACCUUGAAGAUGUCCUUCAACUCUUUGUGGGUGUCUGGUCUGCAGAACCAGGUCUGCUUGUAGCAGAUGUCGGGCUCUCAUUACCAACUGUUUCACUCUACAGAUUUCCCAUUGUGCCUCACUUCUUGCUUAUUAUGAAAAUACAGCAGAACAAAUGUUAAGUUUAACCAAUGCUUUCAGGUGAGUUGUUAUCCUUCAAAGUAUUAAUAAUGCCAUUGGUGUUUUGUAAGCUCCCUACUUCUUUAUUUCACUGUGGAUUCUGACAAAUAUCCCCUAAUGAAUCCAACUGUAACAUUUCAAGAUGUUGUUUGCCUACCCUUUUUGGAGGUUGCAACCUAGGUAGCAGUGAUGGUAGAACAGCUCUAAUAAGUGGUAGAAUAUUUUUUUCCCCCCCUCUCCUUUAGGCUGUCAGUUUCAAACUCACUAGUAGUUACAGAAAGUCUGGCUGCCCCAAAGUUGUAUCUGAUUAAGCAGUUUUUCUGUAGAGAUGAAUGGUGAUCAAUUUUGCUGUUUUGUGGUUGACACUGCAGAAAUACACUGUAUGACUUCAGUAGAUAUUGCAAAUUCAUAAUGAACUGCAAAUAUCUGUAAAUUAAUGUGCUAGAGUGGUUUUUUCUGCUCUUACUUUAAAAAGGGCUGCUCAUAGCUGCUAGCUGUUCAGUGGGAUGUGCAGUCUAAGUCAAAAUCAAGAAAUCGAUUAGGCAGAAGGCAGUGGAAAUGGAAAAAUCUGUUGGUUU